Molecule: messenger RNA, 666 nt
Organism: Impatiens glandulifera
Lineage: Eukaryota; Viridiplantae; Streptophyta; Magnoliopsida; Ericales; Balsaminaceae
Product: F-box protein CPR1-like
Exons: 3
Coding region: 1-666 (221 amino acids)
Molecular function (GO): protein binding
Source: RefSeq, a predicted model, not a curated record
AUGGUGCAGUUGCCGGAUGAGAUUUUAGAAGAGGUUCUUUGUCGAUUGCCUGUUAAGUAUCUGCUAUGUUUCAGAUGUGUAUCUAAAUCCUGGCUUGCCCUAAUCAGUAGCCCUUAUUUCGUCAAAUUGCAUCUCAAACAAUCAGUACAAGCGAAUACCACUAUUAACCUCUUCCAAAGGAACUUCAAUCUCUUUCGGGUGGAUCUUGAUUCCCUCCAUGACGGCGAUCUUAUUGGACUGAUUAAGAUCAAUUCCAUUCCAUAUAGGUUUCGAAAUCUUGGACUUAUGUCUACCUUUUCCUGUGAUGGCAUGAUUUGCAUGUCAAAUGUCAAAAAUGCCUUUUUGUGGAAUCCAUCAACCCGAAAGGCUAUAAAACUGCCAUAUGAAUCGAUUGAUCUUACAAUUCAUUUAGGUUUUACGAAAACCACUUGUGAUUAUCGAAUCGGUUACGAUAAUAUGAAUGACGAUUACAAGGUGGUGAGAAUUGUGGUGUUGCAAGAUCUUGAUGUUGGUGUCAUCGAUUACGAGAUUAAGAUUAAUUCACCCUAUACACUUGCGUUGAAAGUCUCGUCGUCUCUUUCGAUGUUCCAGCAACAGAUACACAAACAGGGGGAAGUGGUGUGUAAAAUGGCUGUCCGAGAAGAUAAUGUCGGAGUAAUGUUUUAA